AGCGCCAACAGCAGGUUGGUUGGUGAACGCCACGUUUUUUGCAUCCGUUAUGUUGAGGUUUAGCACUAGGUCGAUCAACGGCGCGGCUUCCACAGCAACUACCUUUAAACACGCACUUUAACAGUACAAUGCGUUAAUACUCAUAUCACCAGCUACGAUCGAAUGAUUCGCAGUUUUCUUCAGCGUCGCGGGUGUAUGAUCAUAGAUUCAUAGACCAGCGCGUCUCUAUAUUUAUGACGUUCCACAAUUAUAUGCAACUCGUAUGUAAACUCGUGUUUUAGAACGUAAACUGUCGGUGUGCUAUUUUUUGUUCUCUUCUUACUUUUACUUUACGUUUUGUGUAGAAGAAUUAUGCAGUAUUACAAUCGUAAGCAUUAGUUUCUUUUCUCACCAGCCAUGAAUAUAAGUAAGUUAUUUUUUGUUAGUUUUGUCUUUUUAUUUAAAAAUGUGUGGGCGGAGGUAUUUACCUCCAUGGCGGACGUGCACAACCUUAUACAUACCGAAGGACGAAUUCUCAAUAUUCUGGAGCUGCUAAUUGAAGCGGAAAAGGAGAAAAUUGCGGCCAUUGAAAAUUACAUCCAACAGUUCACAGACGUCUACGAGCUACCUGGCGCGGAUGUGGAACGACUGGUCUCACAUCCGGUUAAUGCCUUCCUCUUGGUGAAACAUCUCAGCGCCGACUGGGAGAAUCUUAAGAGAUUUUUGCUGUAUGAUAUGGGUGCAGCGGCUGUACGCGAUAUUGAAAAGGAACGAUCGGCUCUGCGCUUUCCCGAAGAAGAAGACAUAAAAGGUGCCGCUGAGGGAUUUGUUCGUCUGCAGCGCACAUAUAAAAUUACCACUGAAGAUUUUGCUUCUGGAAAAAUUCCCAACUGGAAUGUGACGCAGGUGCCGCCUAUGUCCGCACUGGACUGCUAUUUGAUAGGUCACCGACUGGCUCAGGAAGGCGUUCAUGAUUAUGCGGCGAACUGGCUGGAGAUUUCCCUGCGGAAGUUUGAUGAAGAAAAGGAAGAGAUGCCAAAAAUCAGGAAAGUUGACAUUGUUGACUGGCUGCAGUAUGCGUAUUAUCACGGCGGAAAUCCAGUCCGGGCCUUGGAACUAACUGAGGUUGUCCGUGAACUUGACCCUGAUUUCCCAACACUGGAGUCUAAUUUCAAAUUCUAUUCGGAUUUAAUCGCUGAAUUGGACGUCGCGACGGCACAAAAAAUGAGGGAUCAAAGCCGGCCUCCCCCCAGUGUUCAGUAUGACGGCCAUUACGAAGCUCUGUGUCGCGGAGAAGGAAAGUUGGCUCCAAGAGUUGUACCGCACUUGAAGUGCUAUUUCGAAACACACAAUAAUCCAUACCUGCUGCUCCAACCGGCGAAAUUUGAAGUUGCUUAUGUGGAUCCUGACAUAUAUUUUGUCCACGACGUGAUCACCGAUAAUCAGAUGCAGAUGAUAAAGGAAGCAGCAAUGGUUUCCCUCCAACGGGCUACUGUUGUUAAAGCCGGCACAAACGAAACCGAAUACGCGAAAAUCCGUAUUUCGAAAUCUGCAUUUUUGGGCGAACACGUUCAUCCGGUAAUUCCCGAAGUGAAUCGACGCAUAGGUCAUGUAACAAACUUCGACAUGAACCAAGCCGAACAGCUGCAAGUGGCAAAUUACGGUAUCGGGGGCUUCUAUGACGCACAUUAUGAUUUCUUCCGCAACCCCAAUGAUAUCAACACCAAACACAUUGAAAAACACCUUGGCGACCGUAUUGCCACCUUGUUGAUUUAUAUGACAGACGUGGAAGCCGGUGGCGCAACCACCUUUCCUGUGCUCAACGUGACCUUAUUCCCACAGAAGGGAUCAGCGUCGUUCUGGUUCAAUCUAAACCGGGAUGGGCGGGGUGAUGUGCGGACUUUGCAUGCCGGGUGUCCGGUAUUGUCCGGCAAUAAGUGGGUGUCCAAUAAGUGGAUAAGGGAAAUUGGACAGCAUGAUAGGCGACCUUGUGAUUUGGUGCAGGAUAGUCUCUCAAGACAAGUGCCCGGUGUGGUUUGGCCUGACAUGGAGCCAGCUAAGGAACAAAUGGAGCGUUAAUCGGCGUUUUAGAAUUUUAUUUUUGGUUAUAUUUAUUUUAAUUGCUUUUAAAUUUUGUGUGUACGGGAUCUCGUUGUUAUUGUUGAAGAUUUUCCUACUCGAAGGCGUGAUGUGAAAACGGCGACUUACCUCUGACAUGACAAGCAGGAACACUGCGCUAUUCAGCAAAAUAAAAUAAAGCUAGCUUGA
Molecule: messenger RNA, 2247 nt
Organism: Paramacrobiotus metropolitanus
Lineage: Eukaryota; Metazoa; Tardigrada; Eutardigrada; Parachela; Macrobiotidae
Product: prolyl 4-hydroxylase subunit alpha-1-like
Biological process (GO): peptidyl-proline hydroxylation to 4-hydroxy-L-proline
Cellular component (GO): endoplasmic reticulum
Molecular function (GO): protein binding; L-ascorbic acid binding; iron ion binding
Source: RefSeq, a predicted model, not a curated record